This is a messenger RNA of Cannabis sativa, 2201 nucleotides long. Its product is annotated as wall-associated receptor kinase-like 1. The record is from RefSeq and is a predicted model, not a curated record. Gene Ontology annotation, cellular component: plasma membrane. Gene Ontology annotation, biological process: protein phosphorylation; cell surface receptor signaling pathway. The coding region runs from base 16 to 2091 and encodes 691 amino acids. Gene Ontology annotation, molecular function: polysaccharide binding; ATP binding; protein serine/threonine kinase activity. The transcript is spliced from 3 exons. NCBI's taxonomy places the organism in Eukaryota, Viridiplantae, Streptophyta, Magnoliopsida, Rosales, Cannabaceae.
UCUAAGUAUAGGCAAAUGUAUGUGAUCAUAAGGAGGGUAUGCCACAUAAUUAUGGACCAAAUGUACACACUCGUUACCAUAUUUACGUACUUAGGAAUUAUGGUAAUAACAGUAGCAAGAUCAGAUGUGGGAGAACGAAUAGCCAGGCCCGGUUGUCGGACGCAUUGUGGAAACGUCAGCAUCCCAUUUCCUUUCGGGAUCGGACGAAAUUGUUACGCAAACAAUUGGUUCGAAGUGGAAUGUACUGCGGCCAACCCUGCCCUCAUCCUUAAACGCACCAAACUAGAAGUGCUUAAUAUUUCAGUCAACCAGGGGACCAUUCAGACUAAAAGUCCCAUAAGUUUUUUCAAUUGCCAACACAAAGAAAGUCGUAAUAAUAAACCAGUACUGAAUAAUUUAUAUGGAUCACCCUUUGGAUUCAGCGGUGACAACAUAUUCAUUGCAGUGAGUUGUGGCGUGGAAGCUAUUAUUGAUGCAGAUUCAGAUAACUCAAUCAUUCAAGUUGGGUGCAAGUCCACCUGUAGUAAUAGUAAUAUAUUAAUUGAAAGUUGUGAUGGCUUAGAUUGUUGUAAGGCUACUGUUCCCAUUUAUCUUGGACCUUCAUUUCGCAUAGUUUUCAGGCCCAAUGAUUCUUCCAAUCAUGAUGACUGCAAGUACGCUUUCUUGGUCGAUGAAAAUUGGUUGGCAGAAAAUCAAUCAAAAGAUUUGGGCAAAUUUAGAAAUAUGGAUAGUGUUCCAGUGAUUCUGGACUGGAUAAUGGAUUAUUCUUUGGAUGAUAAGAUGUUAUCUUCUUCUUCUGAGUCGGUUGUGUGCAAUAAUAUAACUAUGGUAGAUCAAUCUAUCAAAUAUCAGUGUACAUGCAAUAGUGGAUUUCGAGGAAACCCAUAUCUUCCCCGUGGAUGUCAAGAUAUUAAUGAAUGCAAAGAAAAUCCUAUGGUAUGUUCGGAUGAUCUGACUGAUACCAUUUGCAUUAACAAUUAUGGUUCCUACACAUGCGGGAAGAAGUCACGGAAAAAUAUCAAUAAGUUCAUUAUUGGUAUUGUUAGUGGUUUGGGAGCAUUGUUUCUGUUUUUUACAACAUGGUACUUUUACAAAACAUUAAAGAAACAUAAUGAUGCUAAACACGUGAAAAAGAUCUUCAAACGAAAUGGAGGUAUGUUGUUGGAACAAGAGAUAUCUGCUGGAAAGGUUAAUGUUGAGAAAAUCAAGGUUUUUAACUCCAAAGAAUUAGAAAACGCCACUGACCAUUUUAAUAUAAAUAGGGUUCUUGGCAAAGGAGGCCAAGGAACUGUGUAUAAAGGAAUGCUGGCAGAUGGAAAAAUUAUCGCGGUAAAGAAGUCAACCAAAGUUGAUGAAGCCAAAGUUACAGAGUUCAUUAAUGAGGUAGUCAUUCUUUCACAAAUCAAUCACAGAAACAUCGUUAAGUUGUUAGGAUGUUGUCUCGAGACUGAAGUUCCUCUUUUAGUUUAUGAAUUCAUUCCUAAUGGAACUCUUUCAUACUACAUUCACAACUAUAGUGAAGAGUUUAAAUUAAAUUGGAAAAUGCGUUUGAGAAUAGCCAUUGAAGUUGUAGAAGCUCUUUCGUACUUACAUUCAGCUGCAUCUUUCCCAAUUUAUCACCGAGAUAUUAAGUCGACAAACAUACUUCUAGAUGAAAAAUUUAGAGCAAAAAUUGCAGACUUCGGUACUUCAAGAUUGAUUACAUUAGAACAAACUCAUUUGACAACAGUAGUUUAUGGUACUGCUGGUUACUUGGAUCCAGAAUAUCUUCAAUCAAACCAAUACACCGUAAAAAGUGACGUUUAUAGCUUAGGUGUGGUUCUUGUGGAGCUCUUGACUGGACAAAAAGCAAUUUCUCUAAUAAGAACAGAAGAAGGUAGGAGUUUGGCUACAUAUUUUCUUAUAUCAAUGCGAGAGAAUCGUCUACUUGACAUUCUUGAUGCUCAAGUGCUAGAGGGACCACUGGAAGAGAUUAUGAUUUUUGCCAAUCUUGCGAAAUGUUGCUUAGAUUUGCAUGGUAAUAAUCGUCCAACGAUGAAAGAGGUAGUCAUGAAGCUAGAAGUCAUUAAAAUAAUGGAUAGAAAUACAUAAAAGAAUACUCAUGCUAAAUUAUGUUGAAGAGGUCAAAUAUCUUACAACUUAUAAAUUGAUCUUUGGGAUUUUAUAGAAUUUUUUUUAUAACAUGAUCAUAUUUAAGAGUU